AUGGCUGGGAAACACACUUUCAUCAAAAGCCACCUCCGUUGCAAAGUGUGUUCAAAGAUUUUCAGAGAGCCUGUAACCCUGACCUGCAACCACAGUUUCUGUUCAAGCUGCCUGAAAACAUUCUGGGAAAAGACUAAGAAAAAAAACUGUCCAACUUGUAAAUGCAGAGAUUCGAAAAAAGAUCCUGGAAUUAACUUUCCUCUGAAGGAGCUGGCUGAUUCCUUUGCUCAGAGACAGAAAGCAUGGACUGUAUGCAGUGAACAUGAAAAAGAGCCCCAACUGUUCUGCGUGGAUGAAGACAAGCCCCUGUGUCCUGUCUGUGAUUUUCCUCACCACCAGAGUCACAGAGUGAUUCCUGUAGAAUCUGCUAUUGACGUCCUGAAGAUUGAGCUGAAAUCUGACUUAAAGUCUCUGCAGGACAAGAGGAACAAAUACAAACAAGUGGUGAAAACAUACAAUGAAAUGAGUGAACACAUCAAGAAGCAGCUGUUGUCCACAGAGAGGCAGAUCAGAGCAGAGUUCAACAAGCUCCAGCAGUUCCUGAAAGAGGAAGAGGAGUCCAGACUGGCAGCUCUGAGGGAGGAAGAGGAGCAGAAGGGGAGGACUAUCAGCAGAGAGAUGAAGAUGAUUGAGGAGCAGAUCUCCUCUCUGUCAGACAGCAUCUCUGCUGUUGAAGAAGAGCUGCAGAAACACAGCGUGCCAUUCCUCAGCAGUUAUAAAGACACUCAGAGCAGAGCCAGAGCCCAGAGCUCAGUGUCAGAUCCACAGCUGGUCUCAGGAGCACUGAUAGAUGUGGCCAAACACCUGGGCAACCUGUCCUUCAGAGUGUGGGAGAAGAUGAAGGAGAAGGUCCACUUCAGUCCUGUCAUUCUGGACCCAAACACUGCAAACCCAGUUCUCUGUCUGUCUGAUGAUCUGACCAGUGUGAGACUUGGAGACACAAAGCAGCAGUUUCCUGAUAAUCCAGAGAGAAACACUAAUUAUACCAAUGUUUUUGGCUCUGAGGGCUUCAGCUCAGGGAAACACAGCUGGGAGGUGGAGGUGGGAGACCAUCCUGACUGGAAUCUGGGUUUAGUUAAAGAGUCAGUUGACAAGAAGAGAGAGUGUUUUGCUUCACCAAAAUGUGGAAUUUGGUGUUUAGUGCAUCACAGUGGAAAAUACACUCAUAGUGAUGGUCAGACUGUGACAGUGAAGAAGAGUCUCCAGAGGAUCAGAGUCCAGCUGGACUAUGACAGGGGGGAGGUGUCCUUCUAUGACCCUGAAGACAUGACUCACGUCUACACUUACAGAGACACUUUCGCUGAGAAACUCUUCCCAUAUUUUCAUAUUUGGAAGGCAGGAAAUGCCAAAACCUCUCAUAUCAAAAUCUGUCAGACUGAGAUGUGA
Maylandia zebra (zebra mbuna) is the source of this 1386-nucleotide messenger RNA. RefSeq names its product zinc-binding protein A33-like. Lineage: Eukaryota; Metazoa; Chordata; Actinopteri; Cichliformes; Cichlidae. Gene Ontology annotation, molecular function: zinc ion binding; protein binding. The record is from RefSeq and is a predicted model, not a curated record.